AGGUGAGGGGCAGUCCUUCCGCGCAUAUAAACCUCGUCGCUUGUGAGUUGACGUACCCUUCAGCGAACAGAGUUCUUGCUCAAGAUGUCAUCCUCUCAUUGUGGCCUAAGUGUACUUUUGGCAUUCGCCCUCGCCGUUUCAGCAGUGUCAUGCUCCACCAAUGACGAGAAAGUAGUAAAUAUCACGCUCUACUACGAGGGACUCUGCUCCGGUUGCCACAUGUUCAUUCUGGAACAACUACAUCCCACGUACGUAAAACUUCAAGACUACCUCAACGUCGACAUCUUGCCCUUCGGUAAUGCACGCAUGCACGUCGUGAACGGGACCGUCACGUUUGACUGCCAGCACGGACCCGACGAGUGCUACAUCAACGAAGUACAGACGUGCGCCGUCAAGUACGUACACCCGACCCGCAGACUUCUUGACUUCGUCGCAUGCAUGCUCAGCCACGACAACCCCACUGGAGCUGGAAAGCCUUGUGCCGAUAAGGUCGGCACGGACUGGGGUGUAUUGAACAAGUGCAGCACUGGACCAGAAGGUACGCAGCUCAUGUACGAGAUGGGAAAAAGGACGCGCGACCAUCAGCCACCGAUUGAGUACGUGCCUUGGAUAGAAGUGAACGGAGCACACAACUUGACCAUUCAGGCGCGGGCGCAAGGAGAACUGUUCGACUUUGCGUGCGAGCUUCUUGAGCCUGAAGCCCCCAAAAUCUGCAAGAAGGCCGGCUCAUAUUAUUGCGCCGCAUGACUCGGAAAAAUAUAGUGACUAUGACCACACAAGACCUUGAGACCGUGGCACCUGAAACCACAAUGCUCAGUUACUUGGACUCUGUGUUAUAGUUCUUGCUGCGAAAAUAAAUGGCAACGUGCACGCAUUUAACGCAAA
Molecule: messenger RNA, 885 nt
Organism: Rhipicephalus microplus (southern cattle tick)
Lineage: Eukaryota; Metazoa; Arthropoda; Arachnida; Ixodida; Ixodidae
Product: gamma-interferon-inducible lysosomal thiol reductase
Molecular function (GO): oxidoreductase activity, acting on a sulfur group of donors, disulfide as acceptor
Source: RefSeq, a predicted model, not a curated record